Triplophysa dalaica is the source of this 1326-nucleotide messenger RNA. It is a transcript of the gene ufd1l, whose product is annotated as ubiquitin recognition factor in ER associated degradation 1. Gene Ontology annotation, molecular function: polyubiquitin modification-dependent protein binding. Bases 123 to 1049 code for a protein of 308 amino acids. Lineage: Eukaryota; Metazoa; Chordata; Actinopteri; Cypriniformes; Nemacheilidae. The record is from RefSeq and is a predicted model, not a curated record. The transcript has 12 exons. Gene Ontology annotation, cellular component: VCP-NPL4-UFD1 AAA ATPase complex.
UUUUUGCGUCACUUCCGGAAGAAGCAGUCCCAGUGAAAGCAGAGCUGUUGUUUUUGUUGAGUUUUUAUCAGUAUUUUUACCUCGUUGUCGCGGAACUGCUGUCAAGCUGAUAAACGGCUAACAUGUUUUCCUUUAACAUGUUUGAGCCUCAUGUGGGUCGGGUCUUCCAGAACCGCUUCUCCACACAGUACCGCUGUUACUCCGUGUCCAUGCUGGCUGGGCCCAAUGACCGCUCUGAUGUGGAGAAAGGAGGAAAGAUAAUCAUGCCUCCGUCGGCUCUGGACCAGCUGAGCAGACUUAACAUCACAUACCCCAUGCUGUUCAAACUCACCAACAAGAAUUCAGACAGAAUGACUCACUGUGGAGUUCUGGAGUUUGUGGCGGAUGAGGGCAUCUGUUAUCUCCCCCACUGGAUGAUGCAGAACUUGUUGUUGGAAGAAGGGGGUUUGGUCCAGGUGGAGAGCGUCAACCUCAUGGUGGCCACGUACUCCAAAUUUCAGCCCCAGAGUCCAGACUUCCUUGAUAUCACAAACCCCAAAGCUGUUUUAGAGAAUGCCUUGAGGAAUUUUGCCUGUUUGACCACAGGAGAUGUGAUUGCUAUUAACUACAAUGAAAAGAUCUACGAGUUACGAGUCAUGGAGACCAAACCAGACAAGGCUGUGUCCAUCAUUGAGUGUGAUAUGAAUGUGGACUUUGAUGCUCCUCUUGGUUAUAAAGAACCAGAGAGACACAUGCCGCAUCCUGAAGAGCCUGCUGAGGAGGAGCCAGAUCCUAGUGACUAUGAGAUGGACAUGGGCUUUAGAGCGUUUACAGGCUCUGGGAAUCGUCUGGAUGGAAAGAAGAAAGGCAUUGAGCCCAGUCCAGCACCCAUUGAUCCCAGCGAUAUCAAACGUGGAAUUCCAAACUAUGAUUUCAAAAUCGGACGGAUCACCUUCAUUCGUAACUCCAGACAACAGCCCCGCAGAAUAGAGACGGAUGAUUCUGCGAGUAACUUCAUCGCUUUUUCUGGUGAAGGACAGUCUCUGCGAAAAAAAGGCAGAAAUCCUUAAAUGCACACGGGACACAUCCGAAAACUCCUUCUACUGCUUGGUUAUUUGAGCUGUUAUUGAAUUCUCAAGUAAAUGAUCGAGAUACUCAGUUUGGACAGUUAUUCCAUAAGACAUUUGCCUGACUUUUCUGACAUUUUUUAAAAACGUUACAAACGUUGAUUUGCUUAUGGUUUGCUGUGUUAAAUCUUGUUUUUUUUAAUUGACCAAACCCUUUUCUUUAGUACAUUUCUAUGCAUAUUUCUCCAAAUAAUUUAAAUAAAGAUUAGGCUGAAAUUCA